AAACAUUCACAGGUCAGGGUGUCUAUCUUGCUGAGUAAAUAUUAGAUUUUUUGGGUCGUGUUUUUUUGUUGCUAGAUUUGGGUUAGCCAGAUAACUUUAUGUUCGAGACUUUAGUUUAUUAAUUAAUGGUUAUGGUUUUUUGUAGCUAAUACCUGCAUUAUUUUAGUCCGUAAGCUAUAUAGAUAUCUGUGAUAUUUAUAUUUAUUUGCUGUGAUGGAUAACAGAAAUAAUUUCAAGAAUCCUUUUGGUCGUCCAAGUAUGAUAGUGUCUGGAGCAGCUUUGACCACCACAAGUUUGUUUCCAUCGAAAAAGACAUUAAAAGGAGUAUUAGCCGGUGGUAUCACAGGAGGAAUUGAAAUUUGCAUUACAUUUCCUACUGAAUAUGUUAAAACCCAACUGCAACUAGAUGAGCGAUCUGCAAAGCCAAGAUACACAGGCAUAUUAGAUGUAGUGAAGCAAACUGUAAAAUAUCAUGGAGUUAAGGGGCUUUACAGAGGCCUCAGUGUCCUGAUAUAUGGUUCUGUUCCAAAAUCUGCUGUCAGGUUUGGUACUUUUGAGUCCCUCAAGAAAAAAAGUGUUGAUGAAAAAGGGAAUUUGCCUCCUGUUAAGCGCUUGCUUUGUGGUUUAGGGGCAGGAGUCGCAGAAGCAAUAUUUGCUGUAACUCCUAUGGAGACUGUGAAAGUGAAAUUCAUCAAUGAUCAGCAGUCACCAAAUCCCAAGUUUCGAGGGUUUUUCCAUGGUGUUCGUGAAAUUGUAAAACAACAAGGUCUUAGAGGUGUUUAUCAAGGUGGAACUGCAACAAUAAUGAAACAAGGAAGUAAUCAAGCAAUUCGAUUUUUUGUUAUGGAAUCGCUCAAAGAUUGGUAUCGUGGUGGAGAUCCAAAUAAAAGUGUCAACAAGAUAGUAGUAGGAUUGUUUGGUGCUGUUGCAGGUGCAGCUUCUGUUUUUGGAAAUACACCAAUUGAUGUAGUUAAAACAAGAAUGCAGGGCUUAGAAGCACACAAGUAUAAAAAUACAUUUCAUUGUAUUUAUGAAAUUGCUAAGAAUGAAGGUUUCUUUGCGUUCUACAAGGGUACUGUGCCAAGGCUUAGUAGAGUUUGUCUUGAUGUAGCAAUUACGUUCAUGAUUUAUGAUUCUUUUAUGGAUUUAUUUAAUAAAGUGUGGAAAACUGAUUAAAUGUAUUUCUCAUAUUUUGUUAUGUUUGUAUAGUUUAUUUGUUAGUUUUGUAUAUAUUUGGGAAGUAAUCAUAAUCAAAUGCAACAGUCUAAAUGAUGUACAUGUUAGUACCUAUUCAAAAUGCACAUAAAUGGUAUCAUUUUUUAUAGUAUAAAUGUUUUCUAGUUUAUAAUUUGGUAAAAAGAUAAGAUGUGAAUUUUGUAUUACUGUUUGUAACUCCAGAUUUUAAGAUGUAUUUUAUGUACUGAAUAAAAUCAGUUAUUAUAUA
Messenger RNA from Stegodyphus dumicola, 1444 nucleotides. RefSeq names its product mitochondrial citrate transporter scheggia (gene sea). The record is from RefSeq and is a predicted model, not a curated record. Gene Ontology annotation, cellular component: mitochondrion. Gene Ontology annotation, molecular function: citrate secondary active transmembrane transporter activity. Lineage: Eukaryota; Metazoa; Arthropoda; Arachnida; Araneae; Eresidae. Gene Ontology annotation, biological process: mitochondrial citrate transmembrane transport.